Molecule: messenger RNA, 2931 nt
Organism: Anolis sagrei ordinatus
Lineage: Eukaryota; Metazoa; Chordata; Lepidosauria; Squamata; Anolidae
Source: RefSeq, a predicted model, not a curated record
GCGCCAUCCAGAACAGGAAGGGGAGAUUCGCUUGAGUCUGGCCGAAAGAUGCCUCCUAAGGCGCAUGCGCAGUGGCUGCGGCGGGGCUUCUAGUCCGAAACGUCGUAUGGAGGGGAAGGCAGAGAGGCGGCGGCGAUGGCGGGCUGAAGAACUGACUCCUUGGCUGAUUGGCUGAUUUCUCUGCUUCUGACCCCGUGGCUCAAAGUCACCAUGUCGGGGACGACAAGUAAGCGUGCAGCUGGAGAUGGGGGCUCAGGGCCCCCUGAGAAGAAGGCCAACAGGGAGGAGAAGACCACCACCACGUUGAUUGAACCCAUCCGGUUAGGAGGCAUCUCUUCUACGGAGGAGAUGGACCUGAAGGUGCUUCAGUUCAAGAACAAGAAGUUGGCUGAGCGCUUGGAGCAACGGCAGGCUUUUGAGGAUGAGCUACGCGAGCGCAUAGAGAAGCUGGAGAAGAGGCAGGCUACCGAUGAUGCCACUCUCUUGAUUGUCAACCGAUACUGGAAGCAGCUGGAUGAGACAGUGCAAGUGCUCCUGAAACGUUAUGAUGGAAGUUGUGAACAGACCCAAGAAGAGCCCAAGUUGGAAAUUGUCGGAGGAGAGAUGGAUCCCUCUGGCCUGGGACAAGAGGGAUCCGAGAGAAGGGAGGCAGUCCUGUCUCCCAUCACUCCUCCUGCCCCUUGGAAAGGAGGGGACCUUGUUCUGAACGAGCCAGCUCUUUCCUUCCUGGCAGCCUUGGCCAGCAGCAGCAGUGAAGAGAUUGAGCUGGAGCUUCAGGAGCGCAUGGAGUUCUCCAAAGCAGCUGUUUCACGUAUUGUGGAAGUCUCCGACAAGAUCCACCGGCGCACUGAAGAACUCUGCCAGAAAAUUCAUGCCCGUGUAGAGUUUGACCAGCUAGAAGAAGCAGUGAAGGCUCUCAACAAGGACCUGACAAGAGAGAACCGACAUCUGCAGGACGUCACCACUCAGCUGCAGGAGAAGCACCAUAAGAUCUCCCUGGAGUACACAGAGUUGCAGGACAAGGUGACUUCAUCAGAGACCAAAGUGCUGGAGAUGGAAACGACAAUUGAGGACUUGCAGUGGGAUAUUGAGAAGCUGCGCAAGAGGGAACAGAAGCUGAACAAGCACCUGGCUGAGGCACUGGAGCAGCUAAAUUCUGGUUAUUACGCAUCUGGCAGUUCUGGCGGGUUCCAGGGUGGGCAGAUCACACUCAGCAUGCAGAAGUUUGAAAUGUUGAAUGCAGAGCUAGAAGAGAACCAAGAACUGGCCAAUAGUCGAAUGGCAGAGCUGGAGAAGCUGCAGCACGAAAUGCAGCAAGCUGUUAGGACCAAUGAAAAGCUCAAGGUGGCGCUCCGUAGUUUGCCCGAGGAGGCGGUGAAAGAGACGCUGGAGUACAAAGUGCUGCAGUCUCAGUUCUCGCUGCUGUACAAUGAGAGCCUGCAAGUGAAAACACAGCUGGAUGAGGCUCGGGCCCUUCUCCUCACCACCAAGAACAGCCACCUACGUCAUAUUGAGCAUAUGGAGAGUGAUGAGCUGAACCUUCAAAAGAAGCUGCGGACAGAAGUGAUCCAGCUGGAAGACACACUGGCUCAAGUGCGCAAGGAGUAUGAAAUGUUGCGCAUUGAGUUUGAGCAGAACCUGGCUGCUAAUGAGCAAGCAGGUCCCAUCAACCGAGAGAUGCGUCACCUGAUCAGCAGCCUCCAGAACCACAACCACCAGCUGAAGGGUGAUGUGCAGCGCUACAAGCGUAAGCUCCGGGAGGUGCAGGCAGAGAUCAACAAGGUUCGGAUGCAGCAGAGUGGGUUUUCUUCUAGUUCAGCACCGCCGCCCCCCACAGCAGGAAGCGAAGACCCAGGAGGGAUGCACGGACCCUCAGGAGGGGCCACAAUAAAAGAGGAGGAGGGGGCAGCCCAUCCCGAAGUGAAGAAGGAGCCCAAGGAGAUUCAAAUCAAGAAGGAGCCCAAAGAAGAGCCAGUGACUCCUCAGCCACUUGGGAGCCAUGAGGGGGUGAAAAAGGAGGAAGAGGAGCCCCCUGCCGCCCAACCACCCGCCCCACAGCCUCCCCCACCUCCCCGAAUCAAGGAGCCUGAGCGGUCCAAGGGACGAGGUAGUGAUCGAAGCGUGGAUCGUGAUAGGUCUCGAGAUCGAGACAAAGAGGCCUCUUCGUCAUCUUCCUCCUCCUCCUCAUCAUCCUCGCGGGACCGGGAGAAACAGAAGGGCAGUGAGGAUGCCAAAAAGAAGGAUUCAGAUUUGCUGAAACAGCUGCGGACUGAACUCAAAAAGGCUCAGGAGAGUCAGAAAGAGAUGAAGCUCCUCUUGGAUAUGUACAAGUCAGCCCCCAAAGAGCAGCGAGACAAGGUCCAGCUCAUGGCAGCAGAAAAGAAGACAAAGGCUGAGGUAGAGGAGUUGCGGGUGAGGAUCCGUGAGCUGGAGGAGAAAGAAAAAAAGGAGAGCAAGAAAAUGGCUGACGAGGAUGCUUUACGAAAGAUCAAGUUGGCUGAGGAACAAAUUGAACACUUGCAGAAAAAGUUGGCUGCAACCAAGCAGGAGGAAGAGGCUCUCUUGUCUGAAAUGGAUGUCACAGGCCAGGCUUUUGAGGACAUGCAAGAGCAGAACAUGAGGCUGAACCAGCAGCUGCGUGAAAAGGAUGACGCCAACUUCAAGCUGAUGUCGGAACGCAUCAAGUCCAAUCAGAUCCACAAGUUGCUGCGUGAAGAGAAGGAUGAGCUGGCUGAACAGGUGCUGGCCCUCAAAUCUCAGGUCGACACCCAGCUGCUAGUAGUGCAGAAGCUGGAGGAGAAGGAGCGUGUUCUGCAGGGGAACCUGGCCACAGUGGAGAAGGAGCUCACCUUGCGCAGCCAGGCCCUGGAGCUCAACAAGAGGAAGGUGAGGAGGCCGACGGAUCAGGUGGGAUAGAGAUGAUCAAAGCUG